Molecule: messenger RNA, 198 nt
Organism: Sphaeroforma arctica JP610
Lineage: Eukaryota; Ichthyosporea; Ichthyophonida
Exons: 1
Coding region: 1-198 (65 amino acids)
Source: RefSeq, a predicted model, not a curated record
AUGAGUCCAACAGCGGCCUCGGGGUUCUACUUGGCCGCAGCAGACGCAACACCCCGACACCUGGCGGACUGGACGCAAUACCAACAUGACACUCGCAACAUCAAGUUCCUCUCCAACCAACGCUCACAAUGGUAUCCCAAUGGUAAGCGAGCUAUUCAAUUAGACACGCUGGGAUCUUACGAUAUCUCCAACGAUUGA